GAGCUGGUGCAGUGCAAAACGCUCACUCAUCCUCACCGAUGGUGUGCAGAACAAGGGGGACAUAAAAAUCUUCUGAAACUAAAACAUUCAUAUCCUUUUCUUACACAAACAAAAAAACCCACAACAAAAAAUUCAUCAUGAGCUACGAUUCCUACUUCUCCUACCGCCGCCCUUGGGACAGCUACAGAGGAUCCAGAUCCACCAAAUCCUCUGUGACUUCUUCGUUGUACUCGGCUCCUCGAGCUGCUCCGUCCGGGAAGAGGAUCCUGAGGCUGGCCUCCUCUUCCCUCCCAGAUGGGUCGGAGCGUUUGGACCUGGCCCAGGCCAGUUCCCUCAACACGGAGCUGCUGGGCCUGCGUUCUCAGGAGAGGGAGCAGCUUGUGGAUCUAAACGACCGCUUCGCCACCUACAUCGAGAAGGUGAGGCACCUGGAGCUGCAGAACCGAGCCCUGCUGUCGGAGCUGGAGGCGCUGAGGAGGCGGCAGAACCAUCCGUCCCGCCUGCAGGCCGUCUACGAGGGGGAGGCUCGGAGUCUGAGGGCCAUGAUUGACUCGGAGAAUGGGGAGAAGAUGAGGAUGGAGGCGGAGAGGGACUACCUGCGAGACGUGUACGAGCAGAUGAAGGAGCGCUGCGAGGAGGAGGCGCGGCGGCGUAUGGAUGCGGAGGACGCCCUGCAGAGGGCCAAAGAGGAGGCCGGCAGGGCCCUGCUCUCCAACUGUGAUGCCGAGGCCACCGUGGUCUCCCUCUGCGACGAGAUGGCCUUCCUGAAGAAGGUGUUUGCGGAGGAGCAGGCGGAGCUCCAGGCCCAGCUGCAGGUGGCCAACAUCAGUGUGGACGUGGAGGUGUCGCGGCCCGACCUCUCCACCGCCCUGCGAGACAUCCGGGCGCAGUAUGAGCGGCUGGCCAAUAAGAACAUGCAGGCUGCAGAGGACUGGUACAAGAGCAAGUUCGCCAGCGUGGCCGAGAUGGCCAGCAAGAACAACGAGGCCGUGCACGCCAUCCGCGAGGAGACCAUGGAGUACCGGAGGCUGCUUCAGUCCCGCUCGUCGGAGAUUGAGGCUCUCCGGAACGUCAUCGACUCCUUAAAUAAACAGCUGGAGGAGCUGGAGGAUACGCAGGCUAAAGAGGUGUCCAAGUACCAGGUGAGAAUAUGUGAGCUGGAGCGGGACAUCACUGAGGCCAAGCAGGAGAUGGCGCGUUACCUGAAGGAGUACCAAGACCUUCUCAAUGUGAAGAUGGCGCUGGAUAUUGAGAUAGCUGCGUACAGGAAACUUCUGGAGGGGGAGGAGAUUCGCCUGGCUUACCCUUCCUUUCCUGCCCUAAAUUAGAGCCUAAAUGGCACCGACUGGGCAUAAACGUACAUUCUCCUCACCCUUCCCUUCCUGUCCCGUCCCAUCCCGCCCUCCCCCUCUUUCUUCUGUUUACCAUCCCUGACCCUAAAUCCUCCCUUCUUUACUCCUCUAAAACCCAAACCGCAAACAAAGCUCAUCCUUCUCAAGACAGAUGCGCCCUUGUGCUAAACAAGAGGUCCACCAGAAGUCCCCCUUCUUCUACACACAUUCUGACACCACACAUCAAAAUGACAGCAAAGUGUAAAAUGCAGAGUGGCUGCACUGCAUUAGUUACAUGUCGGACAGCGGGAUCGUUUCGGCGGAGUUCCAGCGGCGUCCGUUCAUGUCCAAGCAGCGGAAUCGCCAUUUGACUUUCCUAAAUCCUCGUUGUGCAAACAUUUGACCAACUGUUUGUGAGGGAGGAUGAAGGUUCUUUUGAUUUUUUUUGCUGCUCGGACUUGAACUGUUGCAAGAAAAACCCACGACGUCAUUGACUGGAACUCCGACCGAUCGAUUGCACAUUGUCCUGCACCCCUGGUUCUGUAGUAGUGCUCAGUGAACCAGUAACCUUAAACGUUUAUUUUCACUAUAUUAGAAACCCACGUUUGUCCUGUUUAGUUGCUCUUCCGCUGCAUUUACAUCUAAAUCUGCGAGCUAAAGGUCAGCUUCAAAACAACCACAGAAAGUCUUCCCAUUUGGCUGAUUCUUUCACCUUCUAAUUUCUAAUAAAAUCUCUUUCCUUGGAUGUAAAUGUAAAUGCUGUGGAAGAUAAACCGUUACUGGUUUCUCCCUAUAAACAAGCAGUGUGUCUGCAUUAGAUUUGUUCUGUUCUGUGAGUUCAUCAAAAGCUACACCAUGAAACCGAACGAUAACUGCAGGAGCUCCUUGUUGUUUGUACGCUGUUCUUAGAUCUAACUGGUGCUUUACAUCUGUGAAACUAAUACAAAGUCUGCACCAUUCUGCGCUGGUGUACCUGUAACAGCCAACAACAAGCUGAAUAAACAUAGAAGUGACCUGCAAA
This is a messenger RNA of Sphaeramia orbicularis (orbiculate cardinalfish), 2352 nucleotides long. RefSeq names its product neuronal intermediate filament family member 2 (gene neff2). Gene Ontology annotation, biological process: neurofilament bundle assembly. The transcript is spliced from 3 exons. Bases 138 to 1328 code for a protein of 396 amino acids. Gene Ontology annotation, cellular component: cytoplasm; intermediate filament; postsynaptic intermediate filament cytoskeleton. NCBI's taxonomy places the organism in Eukaryota, Metazoa, Chordata, Actinopteri, Kurtiformes, Apogonidae. Gene Ontology annotation, molecular function: structural constituent of postsynaptic intermediate filament cytoskeleton. The record is from RefSeq and is a predicted model, not a curated record.